This is a messenger RNA of Pararge aegeria (speckled wood butterfly), 1703 nucleotides long. Its product is annotated as G-protein coupled receptor Mth2-like. NCBI's taxonomy places the organism in Eukaryota, Metazoa, Arthropoda, Insecta, Lepidoptera, Nymphalidae. The coding region runs from base 246 to 1517 and encodes 423 amino acids. Gene Ontology annotation, biological process: G protein-coupled receptor signaling pathway; cell surface receptor signaling pathway. The transcript has 8 exons. Gene Ontology annotation, cellular component: membrane. Gene Ontology annotation, molecular function: G protein-coupled receptor activity. The record is from RefSeq and is a predicted model, not a curated record.
UAUAUUUUACAAUAGUUUUAUUUUCAACGACUGUUUGUGCGUAUGUAAUUCUCGAUCAAGGGGACAAUGAGACGUUAAAGUGCUCAGAAAGGAAGUGCAUCCCAAAAUGUUGCCGAAAUGACCAAUAUCUCAGCAAUUUCAAUAUUUAUGAGUGCUCCGACUACGAUCAAAUCUACGAUUAUUACAAUAUACCAGUAUAUGAGACAUUAAAGAAUAAUCCUCAUACACUUAAUAAAAUAACUAAAAUGUUAGGUGAUAUAUUUUACCUGGUGCCUGGUAAAUUAUACGAAGAAGUAGCGGAAAAUUCAACUUUUCAAAACAACUUUCCUUAUAUUCCAGAGUAUUUUCAAAUGAAUUCAUUCCUGACUGAGAGCGGUGAAUUUUACUUCGACUUCCCAAAUGCUUACUUACGAUGGAAUCAGGUGAAACACUUUUGUUUCGAGUACGUGUUUAGUGAUAAAACGGGAGUGGUAGAACCCUCUUAUCUAAUGGUAUAUCAGGGUUCUAUCGGAGAAACAGGCGUAAAAUUUUACUACCGUUACUAUCUGAUGAUAUCUUGCGUGUUUCUGGCGCUGGUUCUUGUGGUUUAUAUCAUACUGCCUGAGCUACGGAACCUAGGAGGGAUGAUACUGAUGGCGUACACCUCCAGUUUGAUGAUGGGCUUCGUUCUAUUGGCGGUGAUGCAAAGUACCCAAAUACCAAGAUGCGUUGAGUUAACUGGCUCGAUUUAUUUUUUCUUAUUGGCAACUUUCUGUUGGAUGAAUAUCAUGUCGAUUGAUAUAUGGUGGACAUUCCGUGGGUACGCGAAAGCUAGACCAAUCCAUAGAAGAGGCAAACGUGUAAAGUUUUUUAUAUAUUGCCUCUACGGAUAUGGGCUGCCAGGCUUAAUGACUAUUGGAUUAAUCGUGGUCAACUCAGCUGAUCUGUCUCAUAUGCCAUGGAUAGUUCAACCUCUGAUAGGUAGAACGGGGUGCUUUAUUCAAGGUAAAGAAAAAAUGUUGUACAUGUACGUUCCCAUUUUGAUUCUGAUUCUUUGCAAUUGGCUGUUCUUCUUGAUGACGGCACAUAACAUAAGACGGUUGAUGCGCGGAACUGCUGUACUGAAUUCAGCUGCCGCCGGCAACGCAGCCGCUCACCAGCAACAGAAAAACAGGCUAUUUAUAUACCUGAAGCUGUCCGUUGUAAUGGGAAUAAACUGGCUGCUGGAAGUCCUCAGCUUUUUCGCUCCCGAACUUGGAUUAUUUGAGAUCUCUGACACAUAUAAUUUGCUCAUAGGAUUUCCGAUAUUCAUCAUAUUUGUCUGCAAGAAGAAAAUAUACAAAAAAUUAGUAGCAAGGUUUUCUGAGAUAAGACGUAGUUACUUCGGUGGAAAGCGUCCAACGUUGACUUUGACUAGAAACAGUGCGAGCAGUAGCACCAUGAAAUCCGAUCUUAGUGAAGAAAUUCCAAUGCAAGUAUCGAUGAUGCCGCUACCGGAAGACAAAGGAGACCAACUAAACGUCAUCAGCUUGAAUUAACACAAGUUGAAACACUUAUCACCAGUGGCGUGCACUGGGUUUCUAACCAAGGUAUGCUCACAGCAGGAAAAUUUCGUAAAAUGGCAAAAUUUCUCCUAUACGCUACAUAUCAAUUUUAGGGUAUGCAGUGCUUUUGUGCAUGUAUGAAGUGCACGCCACUGAAUGAAUUGCAAAACAAAAACAUAA